Messenger RNA from Cokeromyces recurvatus, 391 nucleotides. RefSeq names its product 60S ribosomal protein. The transcript is spliced from 2 exons. Gene Ontology annotation, molecular function: RNA binding; structural constituent of ribosome. The record is from RefSeq and is a predicted model, not a curated record. Gene Ontology annotation, cellular component: cytosolic large ribosomal subunit. Bases 4 to 330 code for a protein of 108 amino acids. NCBI's taxonomy places the organism in Eukaryota, Fungi, Mucoromycota, Mucoromycetes, Mucorales, Mucoraceae.
AAAAUGGCUCCUACUGUUAAGUCUAAGAAGAACGCUGAGUCUAUUAACUCUCGUCUCCAACUUGUCAUGAAGUCUGGCAAGUACACUCUUGGUUACAAGACUACUUUGAAGACCAUCCGUCAAGGAAAGGCCAAGUUGGUCAUCAUUGCUGGUAACUGCCCUCCUCUUCGCAAGUCUGAGAUCGAAUACUAUGCCAUGUUGUCCAAGACUGGUGUCCACCACUACAACGGUAACAACAUCGAUCUUGGUACUGCUUGUGGUAAGCUCUUCCGUACCAGUGUCCUCUCCAUCACUGAUGCUGGUGACUCUGACAUCUUGAGCGCUCAAUAAGUUUUUUUUUUUGUUGUUCUCAAUAAAUGAAAACUAAAUCAUAAAUACAACCUUCAACAAA